Messenger RNA from Artibeus jamaicensis (Jamaican fruit-eating bat), 1447 nucleotides. It is a transcript of the gene CD40, whose product is annotated as CD40 molecule. The record is from RefSeq and is a predicted model, not a curated record. Gene Ontology annotation, biological process: cellular response to interleukin-1; positive regulation of endothelial cell apoptotic process; B cell activation. Gene Ontology annotation, molecular function: signaling receptor activity; antigen binding; protein binding. Bases 220 to 1041 code for a protein of 273 amino acids. The transcript has 10 exons. Gene Ontology annotation, cellular component: external side of plasma membrane; CD40 receptor complex. Lineage: Eukaryota; Metazoa; Chordata; Mammalia; Chiroptera; Phyllostomidae.
AGCCGCUUCCCUCCGCCUGCUUCUUACCUCGCCAUGGUUCUUCUCCCUCGGCAGAGUCUCCUCGUGGGCUUCUUGUUGACCGCCGCUCUGAGGAAGUGCUUUCCAUGAAUUCUCCGUCUGUUUUCCUUCAACUCCCCAUUAUACAGAUGAGCACACUGAAGCCCAGAGAGAGGACAUGUCCUGCCAAAAUUCUCAUGGCUAGGUGGAACUUGGGUAUAAAUGUCCACCUGCCUGGUUCCUGAGCCUACCUCUCAGAUGGUCCACCCAGAACCACCCAAUGUAUGCAGAGAAAACCAAUACCUAGUAAACAGCCAGUGCUGUAAUAUGUGCCCGCCAGGAGACAAACUGGUCCAGGAUUGCACAGACACCAUGCUCCCAGUAUGUCAUCCUUGUGGAAGAGGCGAAUUCCUGGAGACCCCGAACAACGAGAGAUACUGUCAUCCACACAAAUACUGCGACCCCAACCUAGGACUCCAGGUGCAGACGGAGGGCACCACGAAAACAGACACGGUUUGCAUGUGUCAUGAAGGCCAACACUGUGUCAAUGACAACUGCGACAGCUGCGCCCCGCACAGCCCCUGUCCUCCUGGCUUUGGGGUCAAGCAGAUCGCUACACAAGUCUCUGAUACCAUCUGCGAACCCUGCCCAGUUGGUUUUUUCUCCAAUGUGUCAUCUGCUUUUGAGAAAUGUCAUCCUUGGGCAAGUUGUGAGAUCAAAGGCCUGGUGGAGCGGCGAGCAGGGACUAACAAGACCGAUGUCCUCUGUGAUUCCCAGGACCGGAUGAGAGCCCUGGUGGUGGUGCCCGUCCUCAUGGCGGUCCUGCUAACUGUCCUGUUGGUGUACGCCUGCAUCAAAAAGGUGGCCGAGGAGGCAAACACCAAGGCCUUCCAUCCUAAGGGCAAAGGGCAAGAUCCUGUGGAGAUGGAUGAUUUUCCUGGCCUCCUCCCCAACCAUCCGGUGCAGGAGACCUUACACGGGUGCCAGCCGGUCACGCAGGAGGAUGGCAAAGAGAGCCGCAUCUCGGUGCAGGAGAGACUGUGAGGCCGUGUGUGCGCAGGAGCGUGGCAGCCUGGACAAACACGCGUGUAGCCGGGGAGCCUGGAGCUGCAGCUGCGAUGAUGUGAGGGCCCCUCUGCCCGCGCCGCUGUGGCUCAGAAACAUUCACUUUGGGACAGGAACCUCCCACUCCAGCCUGGAGCCUAUUCCAUCUCCCAGCUUGCUUUGAAAGAUGGAAACAAAACUUUUUUUCGGGGGGGGGGAGUGGCCAAAUAGUGAUCCCAUCAAACCCUCCAAGCCAGCAGUUCAGUGCCCAUGUGGUUCCUCCAAGCCCAAGGGACAUCUACAUGCAUAUCAUUACAGUGCUGUUUGUGACAGCGAACAAAUGGAAGCCACUUAGCUGUUCAUCAGCAGGGGACUGGUUAAAUAAAACUGUAAUAUAUUUAUGCGA